AACACUUUGCAUUUUAUUCACUCACCAAAACAUAUCGAGAGAAACAAAGAGAGAAAAAGAAAACACAGAAGAAAGCACAAGGCAAGUAGAGAGAGAGAGAAGAUUAAAUUGGGAUCGAUUUCGAGUUUUCCACGUAUAGUUAACAUAAUGAGCAGCGUUAUGGGUUCGAAUCGUGACGAGUAUAGCACGAUUAAUUUCGAAGACACCGAGUUACGUUUAGGGUUGCCCGGAGGCGUUGAAAACGACAACGAGACGGCCAAAAAUAAUGGGAAAAGAGGGUACUCGGACAUGGUUGAUUUGAAGCUUAACCUUUCAACAACAACAAAGGAAGAAUCGGUGGAUGAAGCUGAGAAGAUGGAGAAGAAGAACACUGCAAAACCGCCUGUAAAGACACAAGUGGUCGGAUGGCCACCGGUCCGGUCCUUCCGGAAAAACAUCCUGACGGUUCAGAAGAACAACGCCGACCAGGACGAGAAAGCCGGGAGCGGAAGCAGCGGCACCAUGACCGCCAACGCGGCACCACCGGCCGCGUUCAUUAAGGUCUGUAUGGAUGGUGCACCAUAUCUACGCAAGGUAGACUUGAAAUUAUACAAGAGUUACCAAGAACUAUCUGAUGCCUUGGGCAAAAUGUUCAGCUCCUUCACCAUUGGUAACUGUGGUGGCUCGCAAGGAAAGAAAGAUUUCAUGAACGAAAGUAAAUUAAUAGAUCUUUUAAAUGGUUCUGAAUAUGUUCCUACUUAUGAAGAUAAAGAUGGAGAUUGGAUGCUUGUUGGUGAUGUCCCAUGGGAGAUGUUUGUCGAUUCAUGCAAACGUUUACGAAUCAUGAAAGGAUCUGAGGCAAUUUAACUUGCACCAAGAGCAGUGGAGAAGUGCAAGAACAGAAGUUGAUGAUGGUAGUUUUAUGACACAACAAUAUCAACCGAGAACCAAGUAAAACACAACAUCAAACCGGUUAGAGAAGGAUGGAGCAGGGAGUUUGAAUGUGUUCAUCAUCGGCAUGAAAAAAGAAGAAGAAACUAUUAAGAGACGAGAAAUCAAAAUGUCUAUAAGACUGUUUUAAUUUCUUCUGUCCAUGCAUGGCUUGUGUAAUAAUUAAUAACCUAAAACUAUUAUUAAUGUUUUAAGUUAGUUGUCAUGAGCUUUCUUUUUUUAAUCCACUCCUUAUUUUGUAAUAUUUUUUGCAUGUGAUUUCUUUUCUUUAAUGUAAUAUUAUAUGAAAAGAUUCUUGCAAUACGCA
This is a messenger RNA of Hibiscus syriacus, 1237 nucleotides long. Its product is annotated as auxin-responsive protein IAA16-like. The record is from RefSeq and is a predicted model, not a curated record. The transcript is spliced from 4 exons. Gene Ontology annotation, molecular function: protein binding. Gene Ontology annotation, biological process: regulation of DNA-templated transcription. NCBI's taxonomy places the organism in Eukaryota, Viridiplantae, Streptophyta, Magnoliopsida, Malvales, Malvaceae. Bases 148 to 846 code for a protein of 232 amino acids. Gene Ontology annotation, cellular component: nucleus.